Anarrhichthys ocellatus (wolf-eel) is the source of this 1576-nucleotide messenger RNA. It is a transcript of the gene pglyrp5, whose product is annotated as peptidoglycan recognition protein 5. Lineage: Eukaryota; Metazoa; Chordata; Actinopteri; Perciformes; Anarhichadidae. The record is from RefSeq and is a predicted model, not a curated record. Bases 457 to 957 code for a protein of 166 amino acids. Gene Ontology annotation, biological process: peptidoglycan catabolic process; innate immune response. The transcript is spliced from 4 exons. Gene Ontology annotation, molecular function: zinc ion binding; N-acetylmuramoyl-L-alanine amidase activity; peptidoglycan binding.
AGAAACAUAUUCAAAUUUACAAGAGAUAUAAAAUAAAGUAAGCCAUCUUCAGUCCUGUGACUACUUAAUGUCAGAAUUAUACCACUUCCUGUUUCCUCCCACUGUAAAUGCAUACACACAGCUGGAUAAUGUAAAACUACUGGUUUCCUCUUAUGAAGCAGUCAUACCUCGUUUACGGUAAAGAAACGGACACGGUUUUCCUGUCUCCAUGUGGACUAUUGACCGUGUCGAUUCCACUUCCUUCUUUUACAACCACGUAUAUUCCACAAAACCUGUUGGGUAACUGUAGAUUAUUUCUCAGCCAACAUGACCAGUUGAGACAUAUAACUUGUGCGCUGAGCCUCGACACGGAGGAUCGAGGAAGGUGUACUUCCCGUGACCACACCUCCUGAGACGGGCUCCUUCAUAAGGCAGCUGCACGGCCCACUGCAUUCAAAAGCAUCUGAGUACGGAGGUAUGGCCCAAACAGUGACCAUUGUUUCGAGGCAGCAGUGGGGAGCAGUUGCCCCUAAAAGCAGAGAGGACUUGAAAGACUCUGCCCAGAAAGUUGUCAUACACCACACCGCCAACCCAAGUUGCAAAGACCAGGAAGAGUGCAUGAACCGCCUGGUCAGCAUUCAGAGAAAUCAUAUGACGGAAAGAGACUUCGAUGACAUCGGAUAUAAUUUUCUUGUCGGAGGAGACGGAACAGUGUAUGAGGGCCGCGGCUGGGGUGUGGUAGGGGCACAUGCCAAAGGCAAUAAUCAUGACUCACUGGGGAUUGCCUUCAUGGGAAAUUUCAAAGUUGACAUGCCGAGCACAGAGGCAAUGUCGUCUGUCAAACGCCUGCUGCAGUCUGCCGUUUGUCAGGGCUUUUUAAACCCAAAGUUUACCCUGCUUGGGCACAGGGAUCUGGGACAAACAGAAUGUCCAGGAGGUAAACUGUAUGCUGCUCUAUCACAGCUGAGGGACACAUAAUGCUCACUACAGAUCAUGAUGGUUUUCAUGAAAGACAGAAAAAAGCUUUGACACACAAACCGUCACCAGUUAAAUUUUAAACCCCAGAUUUGAAAUGUACAAAGUGACAGGAUGAAUCUAUUGUACACUAAUGAUCCAAUCAAAUUUUUCUUUUAACAUUUUUAUCAUGGCUGUCCUCAGAACUACGGGAAGCUUUGUGUCCCACAGGUUUCCCAGCCUGUUAGACCUUCUCUUACAGCAGAGGGAGCCGUCAUUUGGGGUGAGACCAGUAGGCUUUAGCUGUCCACCAGUGCAAAAUGCAUGAAAGUCAAUGCACUUUAAUUCACAUGUUGAGUAAUUGUCCCAGAAGCUCUUACUUUUUAAUUUGAUUACAUUCUUUCAAUUCGUCACCAUGCUAAUUUUGUGUUACAUAAGUGCAAUAUUAAUAUGUUUGGCACUACAUUUUACUUAUGAAUACUCUGCAUGAUAUUGUUAUUAAUGGUCAAGUGGUGUAAGCUAAACAUUCACAUGGAUUUAACCUGUGCUAAUAUUAUAUUAAUAAAUACUGUGUUAUCAGCAAUAUUCUGACUGUUUGAUUCAUUAUAUUUUACUUGUGUGAGGAUUUCUCUUUGCAUUCAUC